GAAGGGGUUGGCGGCGAGUGGAGCGAUGAGCAGCAGCGGCAGCGGUAAGUCACUCCCGAUCGAUUGGCGCCCCCCUUGCCAAGAUAUCUCUCGCCACAGCAAAGAGGGAAUUCCCCCUCGAAGCUGAGAGAUUGGAUGCGAAGCAGAAUAGGGUAUUCAUGCCUCUGCCCUCGUAGAAGCUUUGUGGUAGCUCUUUGUCCUGGAAUUCUCGUGUUUUUUUUCUUUCCAGAGAACUACAUUGCGCCUGGAGCGUGCGUCCCGAUUUUUUACGUGGAGUGCACUCUGUCUGCAUGGCCUCUUCCAGCGGGUGACUGGCAGAAAUCUCUGGAUGGCGCUUUUGGUUUUGCGGUGGAUGCGGCAGCGAAACGUUUCAGCCUGCGGAAGGAAGAUCUGGAGGCCAAGAUCAGUGAUCCUAGCUACAAGAACUCGAGGCUGAAGCCUGAGGCAUGGGCCAGACAGAACUACAUCAGGGUUGUUCCCAAGCCACACCAGGGGCUGGAGGGCGAAAACACGAGACUCAAAGCUCUGAACUCCAAGUUGAUCCUGCAAGUCACCAAACAGAAAGAAGAGAUCGAGAACAAGCUUAUGAAGGUCAACAAAGAGCAAGCUGAGAAAAUCCAGGAGCUGCAGAAGGACUCAAGGGAGAGCCUUAAGGAGGAGAAUACCAAACUCACGGAGAGAGUGGCAGAGCUCGAGGAGAAGCUGAAGGAGGAAACAUCGAAGCGGAAGGAGGAAACUUCAAAGCUGAAGGAUGAAACUUCGAAGCUGAAGGAUGAAACUUCGAAGCUGAAGGAGGAGCUUUCAGCCCAGGGUCGUCAGCUUUCAGCCCAGGGCAAGAGGUUAUCUGGAUUGCGCAUGGUCGAGCGAGUGCUUCUGCGAAAGCUCUGUGAGGCCGCUCGGGAGAAAUGCGUGAGGCUUACGAGAGAAGCAGAUGUGGAGAUCCCACUCGCAGCCGAUGGAAAAACAAAUUGGAAUGCGUUUUUCAACAUUCCAGGGGUCGUGGCAUUGUUAAACGAUGCAGGGCUCACUGUGGGGCUCGAGUAUGCCAGAUCGAUCCCGCGGCGUUUGCAUGCCGGUGUGCAUCAAGUGGUGGAGUCAGAGGAGGUGUUCGUGGACACAGUGCUGGAGCUGAUGCUCGACGAGUUCCGGACCAAAAUGGAGAACAUUCUGGUGUUCGUCUAUCCAGUAGCGCAAGCUUCUCUCCAAGCAGCCUUUAAGGCUGACGCUCUGACUGAGUAAAGGUUUUUCAACGCCCUCGAAUUUUCUCCCUUCGGUAGCCAUCCUCUCGAGUUCUGGAGCCUCUUCUACAAGUCUGUUAUUCUUACCUUUGGAAGAUAUUCAAAAAAUAAACUCUUUAGGUAAGUGAGUAAGUUAAAGUAAACGUUAAAG
Molecule: messenger RNA, 1389 nt
Organism: Selaginella moellendorffii
Lineage: Eukaryota; Viridiplantae; Streptophyta; Lycopodiopsida; Selaginellales; Selaginellaceae
Product: myosin-9
Exons: 3
Coding region: 136-1239 (367 amino acids)
Source: RefSeq, a predicted model, not a curated record